Molecule: messenger RNA, 1053 nt
Organism: Quercus robur (English oak)
Lineage: Eukaryota; Viridiplantae; Streptophyta; Magnoliopsida; Fagales; Fagaceae
Product: cysteine protease RD19A-like
Exons: 3
Coding region: 487-861 (124 amino acids)
Cellular component (GO): lysosome
Molecular function (GO): cysteine-type endopeptidase activity
Source: RefSeq, a predicted model, not a curated record
GUGUUCACUUUUCUUUUCAUUUUAGCUUCACUUUUCAGUAAAACACUCUCUCCUCUCUCUCUCCCACUUCAAUCGGUGUCUCUCUCGCCUCCACCACUCUCUCAACCUCCACGCUUCCCUCAAUCUCAUCGUCACCAUUGCUAGCAUACCCAACUCAGAACGAUCAACAAAAUUGAAGAGAAAACAUCAACUCACCAUUUGAAGCCAAACCCCCACGCUUCGUAGAGUGCUUUUUAGACCCAGAUCAGAGAGCAAGGUUGGGGUUUGGAGAGAAUCGGGUGUAGAGAAGUUGAUGAAGCUCUCUCUUCACGGCACAGCCACUAGCCUGGAUCUCCGGUUCCGACGAUACUAGCCUUUUUCUCAUCGGAAAUCCCUAAAAUCACCGCUUCCUACAUCGGAAUUCGCAAGGAGAUCAUCCCUGUAAUUUUUUUGCAGUGUGAUCCCGAGGAAUAUGGUGCAUGUGACUCAGGCUGUAAUGGUGGGCUGAUGACUUCUGCCUUUGAGUACACCCUCAAGGCUGGUGGACUUGAGAAAGAGAAGGAUUAUCCUUACACUGGGACCGAUCGUGGCACCUGCAAAUUUGACAAGGGAAAAAUUGUUGCUUCUGUUUCUAACUUCAGUGUUGUUUCGAUUGACGAAAAACAAAUUGCCGCAAAUUUGGUGAAGAAUGGCCCUCUUGCAAUUGGCAUCAAUGCAGUAUUCAUGCAAACUUACAUUGCAAAAGUUUCAUGUCCAUACAUCUGUGGGAAGCAAUUGGAUCAUGGGGUGCUUCUAGUGGGGUAUGGUUCUGCUGGUUAUGCUCCUAUCUGGUUCAAGGAAAAGCCAUUCUGGAUCUUAAAGAACUCUUGGGGAGAAAACUGAGGAGAGAAUGGAUAUUACAAGAUCUGUACGAGUCGUAACAUAUGCGAAAUGGGGUUUUGUUCAUGACUCAUCUAUUUUAGUUGGGAUCAUAAUCGAGAUGUAGCUAUUUCGACUUUCUUGAAACACUGAAAUCACAUAUUUAUAUUGUGAAGCUAAUUUAGCUAAGCUAUAAAGCCUUUUUGUUUUGGGUUU